AAGUUUCCCAAACAUGUUCAAAUGACCGUUUGAUUUAUCAAUUUACGAAAUUCACUGGAUUAUAUUAUUAUAUUUUCAUGGCUAAUUGUUACCCCGAUUUUUUUGCUGUCAAAAAAUUUUGACUAAUGUGCAACCUUAUGUCUUUUUAGAAUGAGAUUUGAUUUAUCAUUUUGAGCUCUUUGUAAAAUUUAUAGAAUUUUUUGUUAACUUUUUUACGUGAUUUUACAAUUUUGGUGUUAUGGAGUUUUCCCAAAAAGUGAAAAAUAUCGAUUGCUGGGCACCAGUAACUGCUUUAAAUGUCCAUAAGGACUAUCUUUUCGCAGGAUCUGGAAAUAAGCUCGAAGUUUGGUCGUUGAAAGAAUGGCCCGAUAAUAGGAAACCCAUUUUAGUUAAAUGGUUGAAUUGUUCGUCAUCCAUUCACGGAAUAAAAACUUCAUCUACCGAUGAUGGGCUGAUUGUGACAGUUAAUGGCAAUCGUUUCCUUUCAGUUUUCAACUUAACUAACUCUCAUACGCCAAAUUGUUUAAAAUUAGAUUUAAUCCAAGAAGCAAUUUAUUUUAAAGAUUGGAUCAUGACUGUUAGAUUGAAACACGACAAAGUUUUUGCAAUAUUAUCAUCUAACUCAAUCACCAUUUUUGACCUGAGAAGCAAGCAAAUCACAAGAAAAGUUUCCUCUUCUGUUCAAUGUAUCCUCUAUUCAGCUUUAAUAAUUUCAAUCGACUCCACUGAAAAUGCUUUGAUUGCCUCUGGGACAGUUUUCAAACAAACCUUGAUUUGGUGCUUGAUUGGUGAAUCAACCAAACUUAUUGAUACUUUAGAGGGUCACGAUGGUGCUAUUUUUGCCCUAGAAUACGAUUAUAACUCUAAAAAGCUGUUUACUGCUUCGGAUGAUCGCAGUAUACACAUUUGGCAACACAAUUGUGCUUUGCUAGAUUCAUCAGAUUCCUGGUCUUCUGGACAAUUCACUUUGUGUCAUCGUUUAUUUUCCCAUACUGCAAGAAUCUGGUCGUUAAUAACUCUAAGUGGUUAUUUGUUUAGCUGCGGUGAAAAUGAUGAAAUAUGUUUGUGGUCAUCAGACUCGGGUAAAUUAUUAUUCAAAUCAAAUCGUGAAGAUGCAUCUCUUUGGUGUCUUGCAGCGUCUCAAGAACGACAAGUAAUUUAUAUUGGAUCCAGCGAUUCAAGUAUCCGUGUCGUGUCAUUAAAAGAUAAACUUACCAAACCUAAUCGUUACCUGUUCAAAUUCAAUUCAACCUACCCAAAAUCAAUCAACUACAUCAAAUCAGAUUCAUCUCAAAUUUCAUUGGUGUGUGUCUCCAACGAUGGAUUUUGCUCAAAAUUAAUUCACAUUGAUAAUCAAAUUACCCAAGGCUCUAAAGUUUAUCUUGGCAAAGAUUUCGAAUCCUAUUGUAUCACAAGCAUCGAUGAUGGUAACUUUAUUUAUUGCGCCAGCAAAACAGGUCAUGUUAAAGUGCUUGAAGGUUCAUCUAUGCAGGAACAAUAUUCAUUUCAAGCUCAUAAUGGAAAAAUCUUCACAUGUCUUAUUGUUGAUGAAAAUAUGCUAUUAACAUCAGGACCCAAAGGUGAAAUAAAAUUAUGGAUAAAUGACCAACUAAUAGACUGUUAUCAAAUACCCCCAUCUAGACAUCGUUGGAUUUCGUGUGCUCUUUAUGUUGACAAUUGUCUGAUUGCUGGAGACGCUAAUGGACAUUUAUCAGUAUUUAAUGGAGAGAAAACUGAAGCACGGCAAUGUUUAGCAAAUGUUCACAGUUCUAAUGGUGUUAAUGAUAUUAAAUUUCGUCCAUCAUCUGAUCUACUCUAUUCAUGUGGAAGAGAAGGGAAAGUCUAUGAAUAUCUAUGGAAUGGCUCAUCCCUGACUAAACUUCGACUUUUCCCGUUAAGAACUGACUUUGACUGGAUCGAGCGAAUAUUAUUCGAUAAUUAUGGAAAUCUAUUUUUAAUAGGAUUCUCAUCAACAAACCUCAUUGUUUGGCAGCAAAGUGAUCAAUCAAUUCUUUGCACAAUUGACUGUGGAGGUGGACAUCGCUUAUGGAAUUUCAACAAAAUUGAUAAUCGGUUCAAUUUUUGUUUCACCAAACAAUCGGAAUUACAUUUCGUUUCUCAUUCCGUUUCUGCUUAUCAAACUUGUGGACCAUUUAUUAAACAGGAAUUUCAUUCUAACAGGAUCAAUUGUUGUUGCUUGAUUGAUUACGUCGAACCUGUUGGUUUAAUUGUCACUGGAGGUGAAGACAACAACAUAUUAAUAAGUGAAUUCAAUACAAUUACUGGCACUUUGCAAGUCAAAGAUUGUUGUAAAGGACACAUUUCUGCCGUUCGAGCUGUUUCGUCCAUACAAAACAAAGAUGGCAGUUUAUUAAUAGUAUCUGGUGGUGGUCAAUCACAAUUAAUUGUUUGGUUAUUAAGGAAAAGGCUGGAUCGACUGAUAAUCUCUCAAGUAGCCAACAAUUUUCUCGAUCCCAAUGGAAACACAGGGAAACGUAAAUCCUGGAAAGAUCUUGAAAUAACCAAUGAUCCAAAAUCUCGAUAUUUAUCAAUCAACAUCGAUAAAUGGAAAGCAAAUGAAGACAUUUACAUGAUAACUGUUGCGUGUUCAGAUUCAAAUUUAAAACUCUUUUCAUUAGCUGCCAAUGAAAUUAAUUUUAUUGGUGAAGUUGCAGUUUCCAAUUACUGUCCAUUAGUAGUUAAUCGUAUUAAUGAAACAUUUAUAACCGGAUCAACGGAUGGUUAUCUUCACCUAUGGAAUAUUAAUAACCAAUUAAUGAUUCAAGAUUCAUCUCUUGAAUCCCAAAUGAAAGGUUUAAACAUUUCCCCGAAUCCAACCUUUAUCAAGAUAUAUGAGCAAUUAGCUCAUCAAUCGGGAAUUAAUUGCAUAAGUUCAAGACAAAUCCAUGAUAAUGUUUGGUUAAUUUUAUCCACCGGAGAUGAUACAAUAUUAACUGCAACCCUAAUCAAAUUGGAUGGUAACCUUGUUAAUCUAAUAACUCAAAAGAAAUUAAAUUAUAUCCAUAGCUCACAAAUUUCAGUUGUGUCAAUUAUCAAUGAUGUAUCACUUAUCACAUGCUCAAUUGACCAGCGACUUAAACUGUGGAACUAUUCAAUUGAUGCUGAUUGUAAAGAUAUAACAAUCAAUCCUGUUUCAUCUCAUCUAAUCUCUGUGGCUGACAUUUCAUCGGCAGCAAUCCUCACAUUCAAAUCCAAUCACUUUGUUAUAAUCACCGGAGAAGGAAUUCAAAUUCUCAAAAUAUCUGAAUAACUAAACGAAGGCUCAUGGGAAUGAAGGAUAUAAAAUGGUUAAUUCUCGAGAAAACAAAAAGAGAGAAAACUAAGUUCAUGAGAAACAUUAUUUCAACCAGUGUAAGCUAUUUCAUAUGCUUUACCAAUAUUAGCAUAUAACAUAGCUUUUAUUCAGCGACUAUUGCAUACAUAUUUUUAAUAACAUUUCCUUGAUUACUUUAACAACUUGUAUUUCAAUGAUUAACCUACAACAGAUUUACAUUUUUGUAUUUGUUUGAAAUAUUUGUGAAAAUGAAAGAUAUUUUUUUGUUGA
Messenger RNA from Tetranychus urticae (two-spotted spider mite), 3565 nucleotides. RefSeq names its product tRNA (34-2'-O)-methyltransferase regulator WDR6. Gene Ontology annotation, biological process: tRNA methylation. Gene Ontology annotation, molecular function: protein binding. The record is from RefSeq and is a predicted model, not a curated record. Gene Ontology annotation, cellular component: cytoplasm. NCBI's taxonomy places the organism in Eukaryota, Metazoa, Arthropoda, Arachnida, Trombidiformes, Tetranychidae.